AUGUCACUCGUUAAUGAGAUGAGCGUGGAUCACCACGUUAGUGGGGACUCGAAGAACCCCCGCAACGAAGCCGUCCCAGUGGAUGCGCCUGUCAAUCUGCUGGGUCAAAGCAGUCCAGGUGUUCGUCGAAUCGAAAUUAUAACAUCGCACUUCCGAUUGCCCGAUCGGAUCUGCCUCUUUUUCGCUACUUUCCUGAUCGCCUAUGUAUACGGCUUGGACGGAACCGUUCGUGCUACAUACCAGCCCUAUGCUACUCAGAGUUACGGUCAACACAGUCUUCUUGCGACUAUCAAUGUUCUCCGGGCUGUCAUCGCUGCUGCUGCACAGCCGACGGCGGCAAAAAUUGCAGAUGUGUUCGGCAGAGUUGAACUGAUCCUUGUCUCGAUUCUCUUCUAUACCGUCGGUACGAUUGUGGAAGCAACAGCAACGAGUGUGGAAGGGUUCGCUGCGGGAGCUGUUAUCUACCAGAUUGGAUACACCAGUAUAAUGCUUCUGGUUGAAGUUUUAAUCGCCGAUGUAACCUCUAGCCGAUCUCGCCUCCUUUUCUCCUACAUCCCAGCAUUGCCGUUUAUUAUCAAUACUUGGAUCAGCGGCAACUUGACUGCUGCGGUUCUCAAGGCCACCACAUGGCAGUGGGGCAUCGGCAUGUUUGCUAUUAUCUAUCCUGUGUGCGCUCUCCCUCUUAUUGCUGUCCUUUUUGUCGUCCAACGACGCACAAAGAAGACUGGGGCACUUGAAUCAUACAAAAGCUCUCUCCAGCUGCUGGGGAAAACGCAACUGGCUGUCGAAUUGUUCUGGCAUUUGGACAUCGUUGGCAACAUUUUGUUGAUUGGCAUGUUGGCCUGUAUUCUUGUUCCAUUCACCCUCGCUGGAGGCGUAACUGCACAGUGGAAGACAGCAAAGGUAAUUGCGCCACUUGUCAUAGGCAUUUUGCUGAUUCCGGUCUGGAUUUUCUGGGAGAAAACCUGCAAAUACCCGAUGCUGCCAUUUAAUCUUCUCAAAGACCGUGCUGUCUGGGGCGCCCUGGGAAUCGCUGUUAUGCUUAAUACAGCGUGGUACUUACAGGGAGAUUUCCUAUACACGGUGCUUUGUGUGAGCUUCGACGAAUCAGUCGCUAGUGCGACUCGGAUCACGUCUCUUUACAGUUUCACUUCCGUUAUCACAGGCGUUUUUCUCGGCCUCAUUGUUAUGAAGGUUCGCCAAUUGAAGCCCUUCAUCGUGUCCGGAACCCUCCUCUUCAUGGUUGCGUUCGGAAUCCUCAUCUAUUUUCGAGGUGGCGUUGCGGACUCUAGUCAUUCUGGUGUCAUUGGUGCGCAAAUUCUGCUAGGAAUUGCGGGUGGAAUGUUCUCUUACCCAGCUCAAGCCAGCAUCCAGGUUGCGUCUAAGCACGAACACCUCGCUGUGAUUACUGGUCUCUAUCUUGCCGCCUACAACGUUGGCAGUGCACUAGGGAACACCAUCUCAGGAGCGAUCUGGAACCAAGUCUUGCCUUCUGAACUGAACCAUAGACUUGGCAACGAAACCUUGGCUGCAGAGGUAUACGGCCAGCCUCUUGCAUUUGCAGCGGUCAACCCUGUGGGUACGCCUGACAGAGACCACGUCAUUCUCGCCUAUCAGAAGACACAGCGCCUGCUGUGCAUCACGGGUAUCUGCUUGACGGUGCCUUUGAUUGCAUUCGCUCUGGUCAUUCGCAACCCGACCCUCACGAAGGAGCAGAGUCUUUCCAAGGCGGAGGAGGAGAGCAGUGAUUCUGAUCUUUCCGCUAGGUGA
This is a messenger RNA of Penicillium digitatum Pd1, 1770 nucleotides long. RefSeq names its product putative siderochrome-iron transporter Sit1 (gene sit1). Lineage: Eukaryota; Fungi; Ascomycota; Eurotiomycetes; Eurotiales; Aspergillaceae. The record is from RefSeq and is a predicted model, not a curated record. Gene Ontology annotation, molecular function: siderophore-iron transmembrane transporter activity. Gene Ontology annotation, cellular component: endosome; plasma membrane; vacuolar membrane. Gene Ontology annotation, biological process: intracellular iron ion homeostasis; transmembrane transport.